UUAAAGAUAGGAAAUGAGAAUAACAUGCUUUCUUCUUUACAUCAUUUUCUUGCUAAACAUCUUUCUGAUUGGGAAAUCUAAAUUCUUCAGUUUUUGUAACAUACUUUCUGUUUUACAUCAUUUUCUUGCUAAACAUCUUUCUGAUUGGGGAAUCUAAAUUCUUCAAUUUUAUUUUUGUGUGUGUGUAUGUGUGUGUGUGUGUGUGUGUGUGUGUGAGAGAGAGAGAGAGAGAGAGAGAGAGAGAAAAUAUCUCAUGUUUGAAAGAGAGGAAAGGAGGAUAACAUACUUUAUUCUUUACGUCAUUUUCUUGCUAAACAUCUUUCUGAUUGGGAAAUCUAAAUUCUUCAGUUUUUGUGGCCCGUUCUCUCAUUAUUCCUUCACAAACUGUGAUUGAUCCAAAGGAAGUGAAGAAUUGCGCUUUCUUUGUCACAGCAUUGUGUUCCGCCCUUUUGUUAUUUUUUGGUACAAAUAUUGGUCUUAUAGUUUAGGUUUACUACCUCGAGACAAUUAGGUAUUUUCAACAUGGGCAAAGCAUCAAGGGAUAAGAGGGAUAUCUACUACCGAAAAGCAAAAGAAGAGGGUUGGCGUGCUCGAAGUGCCUUCAAGCUCCUUCAAAUUGAUGAAGAAUUCAAUAUAUUUGAAGGAGUGAAGCAUGUGGUGGAUCUAUGUGCAGCGCCUGGUAGCUGGAGUCAGGUAACUGUCAUUUCGAGUUUUACUGUGGAAGGAACUUUUGACCCCCUUUUUUUUUUCUUUUUUUUUUAAAUGAUGUGUCCAAUG
Camellia sinensis is the source of this 777-nucleotide messenger RNA. Lineage: Eukaryota; Viridiplantae; Streptophyta; Magnoliopsida; Ericales; Theaceae. The record is from RefSeq and is a predicted model, not a curated record.